GUCAUCCUGCUGGCCAUCGGCCUCUUCUCCUCGUGCAUCAGCGCCAUCAGCUCGGCCAUGGCAUCCCUGCGGACGGCGCGGAGUGAGAAGUCGCAGCACCAGGCGAAGCUCUUCCAGUUCUUCAACGACCGCAAGCUGUCCAUUGGCCUCUAUGGCAAAGUCCAGGAGGUGCUGGAGAAGGCCCAGUAUGAAAACUUCGUUUAUGUGCCGAUAUCCUGGGGCCUGGUCUUUGUGGGUGAGGUAUGGCACCCUGAACGCCUUAAACUCAAGUGCUCCUUGUAG
This is a messenger RNA of Symbiodinium natans, 282 nucleotides long. Lineage: Eukaryota; Dinophyceae; Suessiales; Symbiodiniaceae. The record is from the annotation of a GenBank genome assembly.